GCUUAGAGCAACGACAGUGUUGUAGCAGCAGCCACAGACGAGCUGCUGGGUAAACAACAGUAGAUGCCUCGGAAGGCAGGAAUGGGAACUUCGUCGAGGGCAAACAGAUUUCACCUCGCAUGUUACAGAAAGGACCGUAUCACAUUUUGAAAAAAAGGACUUAGACCCAGGUGUUGUAAGAUGCAGUGGACAGAGGCCUAGGGAUUAAUGCGAGUGCUCUUGGUGUUUGCCCUGUGAGGACGGACCUGCCACCAUGAAGAGUGAGGUGCCAUCUGAGGCGGCCAGCAGACAGGAGCAUCUGAAGGAGCCACUGGUGAACCCGGAGCCCAUGGAGGCGGCCAAGAGCUUCCCUAACAACAUGGAAGUGAUUGGAAAGGGGGGUGGCGAUUUUGAAACCCUGUGUGAGUCCAGGCAUCGUCCUCUGAGGGACACGGGAACACACAAAGACUCAGAACGGAGCCUCCCUGGGCGCAGAAAAAGAAAAGGCCAACAGGCAGGGCCUUCAGACUGCUCGUUGAAAGAGGGCCACAUCAGCGAGAGUUCGCUGGCGCCUCAGCGUCCCAGAGUAGAACUAUUACAGCAACCCAGCGAGGACGAACAUAACCACGAGUCCUCUUUUAGUGACUGUGCUUCAUCCCCUUCGUCAAGCCUGAGAUUCGGGGACUCGGACACUCUCAGCUCAGAGGACGAGGGGGAAGCCGGAGCAACAGGGGGCCAACAAAAGGCUCCCGCCCUGACUACAGGAGCAGCCACUGGAGUUAACCUGCGCCCUGUUCUGGGUCGAACUCGGGGGAAUCGCUCUCAUAAAUGGGUGCGGUCUGAGGCUGAGCCUGUGCUGCUGAAGCGGCCGUGUCUGAGCAGCCGGCGGCCUCUGCAUAGGAAGCGCUUUGUGAAAACGACUGCUGGAGGUGGUCAGCGGACUCAGAAGCAGAAGGAGCGACUACUACUGCAGAGAAAGAAACGUGAAGUGAUAGCACGUAGGAAGUACGCUCUGUUCCACAGCACCAGUAGUUCCAGUGAGGAUCUGAGCAGUGACUCGUCCUCCCCUUCUUCUGCUGAAGCAGAAGAUGAGCUGUACGUGGAUGUCAGCAGCACCAGCAGCCAGCCCAACAAUGCUACUGUAGCCACAGGUGCUCUGGAUGAAGAUGUGGUGGUGAUCGAGGCGUCUCCAGCUCCAGCCACUGCUAUCCCUGCAAGCGAGGAGAUCAAUGUCACCUCAACAGACAGUGAGGUGGAGAUAGUCACAGUUGGAGAUGGAUUCAGGUCACGCUCAGUGGGGGGUCUUGGCAGGAUUUGGGCUAACAGUUGCUCCCAGAAUCGCCUUCAGGAGCCGCGGGGACGUCACAGACUCUCCACAGUCAUUCAGCCACUGCGUCAGAAUGCUGGGGAGGUGGUGGACCUCACAGUCGAUGAAGACGAUCUCUCAGUUGUGCCAACAACGUCUGGCAGCAUUCACAGUCAAACAGUCAGGUCGUCCUCAUCAUCAUCUUCCCAUCAUGCCUCUACCUCAGAGCUCAAUGAUGCCCCAGGCCCUUCCACUAGCUGCCCAGGUUCAAUACCUGAAAGUAUGCACACACAGAGGCCAAGUGGCUCUGCUCGCACAGCCACAGAGGAUGACAGCAGACCAGGUUUGUCAGGUACAGUGGGAGAAGGCGCCGGCGCAGCCAUGCCCAGACUCCCGUCCUGCUGUCAGCAGCACUCCCCGUGCGGAGGCCCCUCCCCUGGUCACUUGUCCCUGAGCCACCCCCAUUCAAGCUGCUUGCAGGCGUCGUCCUCGCAGCAGCCCGGAGGCUCUCAGCACAGCCACAGCCACAGCAACACUCACCACUUUGUCCACCAUGUCCAUCACCCAGCACCGCACCCACCGGGCACUGUGCCCUUUCAAGAGGCGAGCUGCCCCGUGGAGCGGCCCACCGCUCUGCCCGCCCCCUGCGCUGGAGUCAGCAGCAGCAACAGCAGUAGUAGCAGCAACCCAACCCACUACCACGACCAGCAAACUCUGCCAGUGGACCUGAGCAACAGCAGCGUUCGGAGCAGUGGAAACGGUGGGGCUAGUUUCCAUGGCAGCACGUCGGCCUUUGACCCAUGCUGCCCGGGCUCCACCUCGCGACCCCCUGCUUAUGUUUCCCAUGCAACCCCUGGGCCCAGCCAGCCGACGGUGGUGGACUCAUUCAGCUCCUCCAUGGUGGCUCAGCCACAGUCGCAGACACAACCGCAGACCUGCAGACAUUACAUGCACCCAUCUUAUGGCUCUCUAACACGUUCGCUGCACCAUCAGCCCUCCUCCGCCUGCCCUCAUUCCCACGGGAACCCCCAACUCACACCUCAGCCUCCCCAACAAGGAGAAUAUGUCAUUCCCCACACCUUUCACGCACCACUGCCAUCUCACCCUUCUGGCCACGCUGUGCCACCUGCCCCUCCCCCUCCCCUUUCCACCCAUCACCUCUCUUCUUCAAGUGCCCCACUGGCCCAACAUCUUCCUGCUGAUCACCAGGCCCUGCCGCACCAUAUGCCUGUACUGGGGGCUUCGGUGCAGAGGAUCCAUCAACAUGAAAUGCUGCAGAGGAUGGAGGUUCAAAGACGUAGGAUGAUGCAGCACCCUACACGAGCACACGAGCGGCCUCCUCCACACCCCCACAGAAUGCACCCAAACUACGGCCAUGGACACCACAUCCAUGUGCCGCAAACAAUGUCUUCCCAUCCUCGCCAACCCGAGCAGAGAACAGCAUGGGAACUGGGAAUCGAGACUGGAGUAACCGUGGCGCCGUUCCCUUCGGGGCACCUGCACUCCCACCUGCCCCACUACCACCCUCCCCCAAGGCUGCACCACUUCCCCAUCCCCUUCAUGCACACUGGCAUAUCUGAAGUGACCUACCCGCACAUUAGGUACAUCUCAUCUAGAAUGACUGGCUUUGGAAGAACCUAUGAGGACCUGCUGCAUUUAGAGGAAAGACUGGGGACUGUGAACCGAGGAGCCUCUCAGGGAACCAUAGAGAGGUGCACUUACCCACACAAGUACAAAAAGAAGGUGUUGGAGAGAGACAUUGACCAACAGUUAACCCCUGAAGAUUGGGCAUCUAUUGGGAAAAAUAUGCACGCAACCCCAGAAUCGAGAAAGCUGCAUGGAAAGCAAGACGAAGACGAGGUGGCAGACGAAGACACGGAGGAGAAAUGCACCAUCUGUCUGUCAAUACUGGAGGAGGGGGAGGAUGUCAGGCGCCUACCAUGUAUGCACCUCUUCCAUCAGCUGUGUGUGGAUCAGUGGCUCCUCACCAAUAAGAAGUGCCCCAUCUGCAGAGUGGACAUUGAGGCGCAGUUGUCUGCCGAGAGUUGAUGCUGUUUUUUCUUUUCUAACAACCCUUUUGUUGAAAAUUUAUUUUGAGAUCAUAUUAAUUUUCUCUUCAGUACCGCAGUCAACCAAAGAUGGCAUGAAUUACCUGCGCAGCUCUACUACGAGAAAAGAAAAAAGAAAAAAAAAAGUACAAAAAACAUCUGACAAAAAAGCAUUGAGCCUAGAGUGCCAGCUAUCACAUAUUACUACAACAGCUAGAUUUCUCCAUUAAGGGUUUAAGAUUUUAUUGUAUUUAUAAAGCUUUUAUGUAGCUUUCGAUUGUUUCCUCAAGUGUCAUUUUCAUUUCUCUGCAUGUUUCCUUGCAAUGCAUUUCUUUGCACAUAUUACGUGGGCUUAACACGGCCUAACAAGUUGCAGGUGAGGAUAGCUGCUCUAGUAAAGAUGCAUUUCUCUAAACCUAAUGCCUUGCUUUACUAGAAUAGAAUGUCAACAUCCAGUUUAAAAAAAAAAAAACAAAAAAAAAAACAACAUUGCAGGAUUCAUUUUACCAAUCAUUGUAUUGAUUAGUUUAUGUUUAGAAGAUGUGGAUUGUUAGUGAAAGAUGUUUGUUAAGAAAACCAAGACAUUCCUAACUAGGGAAAUAUGUUAACAGAUCAGCUGCUGUAUUAGUGCACACCCAGUAUUUCUAGAGUGGAAAUAAACUCCGAUGUUCACCUCACUCCCGGAAUAUGCACAUGCUUUGCUACGAUUACACCUCCCUCCCUCCAGCACAUUCAUUUGACUAAAACACCGUUAUCACCGCAUCUGAUGUAUCUUAGAGAAGAAGAAGAAGAAGAAGAAGAAUGUCACACCCCUGUCUUGACUGUUCUUUCUAAACUGAUUGUCGGGAUCUGCUGUGAAUCUUUUAUCCGUUCCGUUGGGUUUUCCUUCCUGCAGACCUGCGAUGCUUAACUUGGGUUUCUGUGCGAUGAUCUCAGGUCUAGACGUGUUAAAGAAAUUUCACACAAGCCUGCAGCCCGGGAUCAUUUUGUCAAUUGGAUAACUGGCAGUGGCGUUGACUUUUAAUUUCCUGUGUGUGCGUGUGUGUUCAGAUGGAAAUACACAGCUCAAUCUGAGACCGUUUGUUCUCACACUUCAAACCAUUUUAGCCACCCUCCCUUUUGUCUCUCUGUAGUUGAGCAGCGGCGUCCAUUUUGGCUGCUGCGGAAAGGAAAAAUAAAACACUAAUACUGUUGACUAAUUCACUCGCAUAGACUUGCACAAGAGAGAGAAAAAGGUAGGAGAGUAGUAGUGAAUAUGAGUGCGCUGAGGCCAUGUAUUUCCACUCUGAUGAACAUUGAGAAAAGGAGAAGCAGAUAUUUUGAGUGUUGAAAUGCAGUACUUAAAGCAGGUAUCCAUGCAUUCGUUGACUUAAAGGCACCAGGAUCAUAUUCUGUGGGAUUUAUAUUAGUUUUAAAAAAUAAUAUUAAUAAACUUGGAUAACUCUU
Messenger RNA from Mugil cephalus (flathead mullet), 4779 nucleotides. RefSeq names its product ring finger protein 111 (gene rnf111). The transcript has 16 exons. Lineage: Eukaryota; Metazoa; Chordata; Actinopteri; Mugiliformes; Mugilidae. The coding region runs from base 254 to 3334 and encodes 1026 amino acids. Gene Ontology annotation, cellular component: cytoplasm; nucleus. The record is from RefSeq and is a predicted model, not a curated record. Gene Ontology annotation, molecular function: SMAD binding; ubiquitin protein ligase activity; SUMO polymer binding. Gene Ontology annotation, biological process: positive regulation of DNA-templated transcription; ubiquitin-dependent protein catabolic process; positive regulation of transforming growth factor beta receptor signaling pathway.